UCGGGGUUUUUGUAACUUAUAAGCAACAGAGACGGGUCCCAUUGAUUUUAUCUAUUUAAUUGUACAUGGAAACUUUUUUUCUCUCUUGUGGGUAACGUUUUUUUUAUGAAAAUAGGAGACCAUCGUUUUGAAUCACAGUUAAUGAGCUACCGAAGUGAAAUAAAAUGCAGUGAAAAAUUUGGGAAUGAUCAAAUUGGAAACUUUUCUGGCACCAGUUUAAAAACAUCUUUGUGGGACCUCAACACUAACAGAAGGAAAUAAACAGUGCCAAAAUGGAUGGAAUUCCUUUGUAAUGCUCUUGGGUAAUUCCUGUUGUGAGUGGAUUCUAUUUGGAUGUUGAUGAAAUUCUUAUUGUGAUGCCGUAAGAGUGAUAUAGUAGGGAGUACCUUAUUGCAAGACCUAACUAAGAAUUCAAGAUGGCUAUGGACUCAGUGAAAGACACCAUCACCAAACCCAAAGCCCUGCGCACGGAACCGGAACUUCGACUGCUGGUGGAUUUCUUCCGGAAGAAGAGUCCUUUGAUGCAGAACCUGGAUACAAAUAUCCUGAUGGACAUUGGUAGAAACUGCUCCUACCACAGGUCAACACGGGACGACAUCAUCAUCAAACAGGGCGAAAAAGGAGACGCUUUGAAAGAAGAGGACGAAUUCAAUCGAAUGCGAGUAGACGAUUAUGGGGACAUACCGGAAGAUGACUGGGAUUCUACUGAAAUCGAGUUUAGCUUCUACAUAAUCCUCAACGGGAGCGUAUCGGUGUACAUAGACCCCAGAAUGACAGGCGAGGAGGAGGGCGGCCACUGGACCCCUCUACGUCAGCACAAAACCCCCUCCCCGGCCCCAUCCUCGUUCUCGGGAACCCCGGAACCGGGUCAACCCGACCAACCACGUGUUAAGAGUGCGCAUGCGCUAGAGCCAUUAGCGGAAGAGGAAGAGGAUGAGGACGGUGAGGAAGGAAAGGAGAAAGGAACGAUGAGAAAACCGGCGCCAAAGAAACUGGCAGUGCUGGAUAGGUCUAAAUUUGGAAAAUUCAUCGUCAGUUAUGGUCCCGGAAAAUCGUUUGGCGAAGUUGCCCUUGUAAAAAGAGAAUCCUUUCGGAACGCCUCUAUCAUCGCUGAUGAAGACCUAGAUCUGUUGGUGAUUGGACAAGACCUCUUUGAUAGGUCUUUAAAGUUGGAUACAGAGAAGGAGUUUGCGGAGAUAAGCGACUUCAUCGAUUCCCAUCCGUUCUUCUCGCACAUGCCCACUAAGCUGAAGAAGCUCCUUGAGAUGAGUCUGAGGAGGGAGACGUUCAUCUUUGACACAGUGCUGAUAAAGCAAGGGGAACCAGUCCAAGGACUCCAUUUUAUACUCAAAGGUCAGGCUAAUGUCAUCGUGGAACCCCACAAGCAUCAGAAACAGUACCCACAUCUGUGGCCGUUUGAGGCCGGCAUCGACAUCUACGCCGUGGAGUUUGAACAUCUCAGGGAAGCAAGACGUCAAGCAAUACUCAGAAAAUACGAGGACCCGGCGGUAUGGGAGACCAAGUCCGAGGAACUCGUCAUUAGGCGGACCGAGGGUUACGCGGCGGUGGAGAAGUAUAUGAAGGAGCGACACGUGGACUUGUGUUCGAUUCAGGACCGCGAGGUUCUUGGCGACAUCGAGAUUUUGAACAACUUGAGCACCUACAUGCAUACAGUCAAGUGUACGGCUAACACGGAAGUGUUUAUUCUAGAUACCAAAAACUAUGACCGAAUUGUCGGAAAGAAGAACACGGCCACGCUGGAUAUCAUGCGAGAAUACGUGAAAGCAAAGCUUGAAACUCGGAUGAAUAUGAAACAGGGACAUUUGGUGCCUUUCCUUCAAUUUCUCCACUUUAAAAUGACGGAGGAGUCUUUACCUCAGUCGAAACCUCUUCCACCUUUGAAAAUGUCCAAAACUCUUCCAGAUAGGGACACCAUGUUGCAACAGUUGCUACAGUGGUUCAAGGACGGGAAGUCAACCAUUGUAGAACCGUACACAGCAGGGGCUGUAUUCUAUAAAGAGCUCAUGAAGGAAAAGGCAGCAGCUCGAAAAGAUAACCCACCUGUCGCAAAGACAAGCGUGGCCCUGACACUUCGAGCGAAUCGACGGAAUCAACCGGUUCGGAAGCCCAGAAGCUUGUUGGAAAUCCGUGAAUCUUUGCGGCAGAUGAUGGAAGCCGAGAUUAUUGACUUCGAAAACGAGAAUUCAAAGAAACAAAUCGGUUCGAGGAAGAAGGGAAAAGUCCGGGGGAAGAAGCCUCGAAAAAGAAACCCUUCCGAAACUCAGUCGAAUUUCGAAGGUAGCAGAAGCAAGGCAGCCUCGCUUCAAUCGUUAGCUUCGCUUCCAAAUUACCUCGAUAAUGACGCAAGUGAUACGUCACUGUUGAAAAUCCUCGCAAACCACAACAAGCCAGCCAGUGUCACUGAUAGUAAUCCAAAGAAUGGACAAAAAUCCUCAGAGAAUACGCCUCGAGAUGAAACGAAAUCCGUGAAACCGGUUCUGAUUACGGAAGUUCCCCGCAAAGACCAGCGGGUGGAUCUACCCAACAUACGAGAGGAACGAACGCAGGAGGAAAUCCUUCUUAAAAAAGAAAACCACGGAGGAAGUGCCAAAAACGAAGUAGUAUUUGAAACCCAAAAAUCGGACAUGGCAGCAAGAACGCAAUUCCAAGUUCCGAAUGCAGCACAGCAAUCAAAAGAACUUCAAGUUACAAGCCUCGAAAAUGUACCGACUCUUAUCGGUGCAGAAGACGAGAAAGAACUAAAUUUACCCGCAAUACCCGGGGCGGACUCGUUCUCGAAACAGAAAAAGCCAAGCGGGAACUGGCAAACGGCAAUGAAAUUUGUCAACGAGAAUAUCCACAAAAGACUGAUGGAUAAAAAGGACCCAGAGCACGAUAUGCUUCCACAUUAUGACGAUUACGAAUCCAAUGAUAAAAAUCUGUCUUUCCUGGAAAACAGGAUCAUGGCGUUCCAUGUGAAAUAUGGCGGAAAAUCUAAAAUGCACAUGAAGUUACCCAAACUGGCACGAUAUGUCGUAGACGACAACGAUAUAAAUGCUCCGAAACCUGGAGGUAAAGUUUGGAUCCGACGGCGCAUGUGCAGAUUUGCCGACGAUAAGAUCCAGGUCAAAGAUCACAAACACGUGCGUCACCAUAUUGUUGACGAUAUUCCAGAGUUUGACACCACUGUGCAGAAACAGAAACGUGUCAUGCAGGCUUUCUUGGGAUAAAACAUCGGAAAGUGCUAUCAUAUCAAGACUUAUAGCACAUAAACAUUUUUUUAUUGUAAUUCAAUUAUAAUUUUUUACAAAAGUUGAAAAAUGAAUUAAAAUACGAAAGAAAAUCUAUGGGUUUUUUUUCA
Molecule: messenger RNA, 3361 nt
Organism: Magallana angulata
Lineage: Eukaryota; Metazoa; Mollusca; Bivalvia; Ostreida; Ostreidae
Exons: 13
Coding region: 417-3230 (937 amino acids)
Source: RefSeq, a predicted model, not a curated record